This is a messenger RNA of Pleuronectes platessa (European plaice), 2127 nucleotides long. It is a transcript of the gene foxi3b, whose product is annotated as forkhead box I3b. Lineage: Eukaryota; Metazoa; Chordata; Actinopteri; Pleuronectiformes; Pleuronectidae. The transcript is spliced from 2 exons. Gene Ontology annotation, molecular function: DNA-binding transcription factor activity, RNA polymerase II-specific; RNA polymerase II cis-regulatory region sequence-specific DNA binding. Gene Ontology annotation, biological process: regulation of transcription by RNA polymerase II; anatomical structure morphogenesis; cell differentiation. The coding region runs from base 203 to 1381 and encodes 392 amino acids. The record is from RefSeq and is a predicted model, not a curated record.
UCUUGACAUAAACCAAGGGCAACAGACAGGACAGGGCUGGGGAAGAUAAGUCAGCCACUGGGAAGCUUUCAGAGCAUUACUUGGAUCAACUCACAUUCAAAUACUCACAGAGGACUGAACAAGGAACUCUCAGGGGCCUCAAAACCAGUUUGAUAUUGAAAGGAAGAACAACUGCAGCAGAAGGGUGAGAAAGAACUUGACAAUGUCUUCAUUUGAAGCCCAGGGCCAGUCUCCUCCUCGAUGUGGCCCUCAGUUCCCCAGCCUGGGACAGGAGCCCCCGGAGCUCAGCAUGUACAGCGACUGUUACUACCCUCCUCCUUCACUGCCGAGCCCUCAGCGCACCACUCCGACCUCCUACGACCUGAGCGACUACGCCACCUCCACCCCGAACCCUUACCUCUGGUUCAACGGCUCCGGGAUCAACACGCCGCCGUACCUGGCCACCGCCGGCCCGUCCGGUAACCCCGGCCCCCCCUUUGUGCCUCAGCACUACGGCAUGCAGAGGCCUUACCUGGGUCCGGUCGGAGCUGGGGGCCCAGGAGGGGAGCUGAGCUGGUUCUCUCUGCCCUCACAAGAAGACCUGAUGAAGCUGGUCAGGCCCCCGUACUCCUACUCCGCUCUCAUUGCCAUGGCCAUCCACGGAGCGCCCGACAGGAGACUGACACUGAGUCAGAUUUACCAGUAUGUCGCCGACAAUUUCCCUUUCUACAACAAGAGUAAAGCGGGCUGGCAGAACUCCAUCAGACACAACCUGUCACUCAAUGACUGCUUCAAGAAAGUACCCCGGGACGAGGAUGAUCCAGGAAAGGGCAACUACUGGACGCUUGACCCAAACUGUGAAAAGAUGUUUGACAACGGAAACUUCCGCCGCAAGAGGAAGAGAAAGUCUGACAUCCUCCCGGGAGGUGAAGGCAGCUCGGGGGCUCCAGAGUCAGGCGACAGUGAGAGGGGCAGCCCCAAACUUUCUGGAAACCCUGCCCUUAACAUCUCCCCCUCCCCGGACAGGAUCCCGUCCCCCUCGUCAUCGGGUCCCGCACCGUGUCUGAGCAGCUUCUUGUCUGAGAUGUCUGGAGUGACCUCCAGUGCAGCCAAUGAGGUCGGAGGUGACGGGUUGAGCAGGCCGCUGCAGAUUAACCUGCCUUUAGAUGGGCCUCUAAGGCCGACACAAGCAGGAAGCUUCAGCACUUACUCCCCCAACUCGGUCGGAUCAGAGUGGGUACCGCAAGUGUCUGCUCCCCCUGUGCUCUCCUCCUCACCCACCCAUUCCUCCUUAGGGUACACAAGCCCCAUCCUCAGCCAGUACAACGGCUCCAAUGGGCAUUUCUACCCUAUGCUGGGCUCGUCAGGGAUCAUCUACCAUCGCGAGGGCACAGAAGUUUGAUAAGACAAUUAAGAGGGGAAAAAGUUUGUUUUUAAAAGACAGUGUACCGGUCUGGUUACUUACACACACACACACACACACACACACACACACACACACACACACACACACACACACACACACACACACACACACACACACACACACACACACACAAACACACACACAAACACAGAGUAUGUUUGCGCUGACUGCGACAGUUGAGAACACGACAGCGUGUGACACCGGAGUAAAAAGACUUUGAUUCUCACAGGAACAGCUGAGUCAGCCGCGGCGGAGCAACGAGUGUAACUCCCUGAAACCGCACUCAGCCUCUCUAUCAGAUCCUCAGUCAGCUUUUAUUCAAUCCAGAGGCGCUCUCUAUCAGAUCUGACUCAUUAUUAACAGAUUCCAGAUCUGAUCUGCUGACACCAGGCCAUUCCACACUGUUAUCUGGGAUUAUCUCAUGCUAUCUCACACACAAUGCUCAGGCAGCACAUUUAGAGGAGUAGUUUAAUUACACCAUUGUCUACGAUGUGUUGUGUAGUGGGAAAUAUAAGAAGGUGAAUUAAAAAUUAGUUUAACUGCUUAGUUCAACUAUCCCAUGAACUUACAGUCUUGUUUGAUAUACGAAUACGUGUAAAUAUGUUUAUGUGUCGUGUAACGUUAUACAUUUGUAUUGUUGCUUUCUUGGUGUACAAAAUGUAUUGUUGAUGUAUACUGUUCAUUUUGUGUUUUUAUUAUGAAUAAAAUCUUUUAGAGGUCAA